Messenger RNA from Punica granatum (pomegranate), 1896 nucleotides. Lineage: Eukaryota; Viridiplantae; Streptophyta; Magnoliopsida; Myrtales; Lythraceae. The record is from RefSeq and is a predicted model, not a curated record.
AAAUAUAUUUCUCUGCUUUUAUGCUUCCAAUUCACAUCACUCUGAUCUUUCAGUUGGCUCUCUCUCGCUCCCUCCGUCUCUCAGACCAAAAGCUUCCAUAAAAAUCCAAUAUUUGGUACACAAUGGACAGCGAGUUCUUGAUGUCACUGCUCCCCACGUGGCACUCCCUCUCGCCAGCGAUGGACAUCCACGCGCCGGAGCUCCCCUGCCCCGCCGCGACGGACCAGUCCCCAGACUGCUUCUUCGCCCCCAACUGGGACAAGUCAAUGGACAGCGGCGGCGGCGGCCUCAUGUUUGACUCCGCCCUCAGCUCUAUGGCGUCCUCCCCCGUUUCACCCCCGAACUCCUCCAAUGACGGCUUCCUCAUCAGAGAACUGAUCGGAAAACUCGGCGGCUCCGGCGGCUCCGGCGGCUUCUCGCCGCAGACCCUCCACUCCAUCCAUCCUAAGGAAAAUGCUCCCAAGUUAGGACAUUCUGCUCUACCAUUGAAUCCCGGCGUUGCGGACUUUUCACCAGCUACGAGGUUCUCGAGCCUCGGGACCCGGAGUUUCAAUGGCCUCUCGGGUCAAUUCACGGAGCUAGCAGCAAUGGAGAAGAUGAUGAGUCGGGUCACGAGCAGCCCUUCUCUUAAGCAGCUUGGAUCCCCGGUAGGGGCCCCACAGGGGAGCAAGAACCCGAACCCGGCACAGGAUCGAGCUGAAUUGUCGAACUCUCAGGAGGAGCCCUCGGUCUUGAAUCCCGAGAAAAACCCGAGUCUGGAGACGGGCGCGAAUGCACCGAGCAACACGAACUGGAGGAAGAGAAAGGCAGCUCCUGAGGGAAAGGAAGCCGAGAUCGACAAUGAUGCAGAUGCAAAAAGAGUGAAGCAGAGUGAUGAAGGCAAUGUGAAUGAAAAUGGCUUUGUGAAAGCAGAGGAGGAAGCAGGAGGAGGAAAUGAUGACGAUGGAAACGGGAAAGAUGAGAAAUUGCAAGUCAAGAAUGAAGAAAAGCCAUCUGAGCCUCCCAAGGACUACAUUCAUGUCCGGGCGCGGCGGGGCCAAGCCACUGAUAGUCACAGCCUCGCCGAACGAGUGAGACGGGAGAAGAUCAGCGAGCGGAUGAAGAUCCUCCAGGACCUGGUGCCGGGCUGCAACAAGGUCACUGGAAAAGCUCUCAUGCUUGACGAGAUCAUCAACUAUGUCCAGUCGUUGCAACGACAGGUCGAGUUCCUUUCCAUGAAGUUGGCUUCUGUCAAUACCAGCAUGGACGUGAAUGAAAAUACUCCGAUACCGAAGGAUGUAUUUCAUUCAGACAGCUCAGUUCCACACCAAAUGCUUCCAUUAGAUUCCCCAUCACCUGCCCUUUAUGGCCAGAAGAAUCCAGCAGUACACAUCCCUAAUGGGACAAUCCCGCAAUAUUCCGCGGACCCGUUAGACGCCCAGUUUCUUCCGUAUCAGGCAUUCCGGGGUGAUGAUCUGCACCUCAUUGUUCAGAUGGGUUUUGGACAAAAUUGAAGUAGAGACUCAGAUCAAUUCAGCCCCACAGAGCUAUUCCAUUAUGGAACCGAGCUCUUGUGGACGAGUCGAGCCUUAUCGGGCAUCUUCGGCAGUUCUAAAACCUUGGCUAUGAUGAAGGCCUAAACUGUACUGUACAUACAAGAGGAUUCGUUUCCACAUCGGGAAAGAUCGCCACCCAUCCGCGCAUCAACUGAAGAGAUGAUCUAGUUGUAAAAUUUUUACCCAUUGAAUUUUUGUUGAGUGUUCUUUUCCAACUUAUCCAAUGUAAAAUUUGUACUAAUGUAUUAUUUGUCGCCUUGGUGCUCAAGUGCUUCAUGGCAAUGGCACCACAAUGUAUCAUACAAUGCCUAAUUAGUAAUUAAUUGAUGAGAAUAGCACCUAGAGCUUUCUUUUUGCUGAA